This is a messenger RNA of Brenthis ino (lesser marbled fritillary), 219 nucleotides long. NCBI's taxonomy places the organism in Eukaryota, Metazoa, Arthropoda, Insecta, Lepidoptera, Nymphalidae. The record is from the annotation of a GenBank genome assembly.
AUGGAUGUCUACUGCGUGGUAGCGGUAACGUCGUGGCUGCGGUGCAAUGAAGUGCUCCAUAGUUCAAAGCACUGCGAUGAGAGCGGCAUAACCGUAACUCGGACCGAGCGGCGCGGGGCGGGCAGCCGGCCGGGGCGGGGUGCGGGGCGGCGAGGAGAGCGCCGGGACAUAUCUAAUUCAGUUUUACUGCUCCAUAAGGCCCACCGUUCACUGCCGCAC